This is a messenger RNA of Cladophialophora psammophila CBS 110553, 540 nucleotides long. RefSeq lists its product as uncharacterized. NCBI's taxonomy places the organism in Eukaryota, Fungi, Ascomycota, Eurotiomycetes, Chaetothyriales, Herpotrichiellaceae. The record is from RefSeq and is a predicted model, not a curated record. The transcript has 3 exons. The coding region runs from base 1 to 540 and encodes 179 amino acids. Gene Ontology annotation, molecular function: calcium ion binding; monooxygenase activity.
AUGCCGGUCUUGCAGCAACACUGUGACUUCUUCGACACGGACAGAGAUGGCAUUAUAUGGCCCAGCGAUACGUUCGUGGGAUUCCACAAGCUCGGGUUUGGAAUUCUCCUCUCUCCACUCGCUGUCUUUAUCAUCCACACCAACUUCUCGUAUCCCACCGUGCCAGGCCGGCUUCCAGACCCGCUGUUCCGCAUCUACGUCAUUAACCUCCACAAGGACAAGCACGGCAGUGACACUGGCACCUAUGACACCGAGGGCCGAUUUGUGCCACAGAAGUUUGAGGACAUGUUCGCCAAAUAUGCGGAUGGAAAGGACAGUCUCAGCAUCUGGGAAGUCUGGAAGUUACUCGAGGGCCAGCGAUUGAUAGCAGACCCCAUCGGUUGGUUUGGCGCUUUCUUUGAAUAUGGCUGCAUGAUGAAAGAAGACAUCCGCAGGGUAUACGACGGCAGCAUAUUCUACACCAUUGCAGCUCGACGGGGGAGAGACGAGCCAGCUUCGACGGGAGAUUUUGGCACGAGACAAGCGGUAUCAAAGGGUUAG